Molecule: messenger RNA, 3240 nt
Organism: Trichogramma pretiosum
Lineage: Eukaryota; Metazoa; Arthropoda; Insecta; Hymenoptera; Trichogrammatidae
Product: proton-coupled amino acid transporter-like protein pathetic
Exons: 7
Coding region: 553-2055 (500 amino acids)
Biological process (GO): amino acid transmembrane transport
Cellular component (GO): vacuolar membrane
Molecular function (GO): amino acid transmembrane transporter activity
Source: RefSeq, a predicted model, not a curated record
CCGCGUCAAAGUCGGGGUACCUAGUGUCAGUAGUAGCAGCAGCAGCAGCAGCAGCAGCAGCGGCUCUUUAUAACACCUAUAGAGCUGGCUCUCCGACAGACACCUUCCGACACUCGUUCGCGCAACGUUCCAGCUGCCUAUUCUCCUCUUUCGAUCUCUGCGUACCGUGCGCGGCACUCUGUCUGGUGGCCGGUCUGCCAUAUACACACCUACUGUACGAGUGUGUACAAUACUCGACACAUUCACCUUUUUACCCGAAAGACUCGCCAGUACUAUUCUAUUUCGGCCCGCGACUUCAAAUUUGAAAGUAAUUUUUCAAGGAUUUCAAUCGCUCCGUAUAAAGGCCAAAUAAAGCGCGCCAGUGAGUAGUAGUGCCAUACAUGCGGAUUGUAGCUGUUGUAAGCGCUCCGCAACAGCUUGUUGCUGCACACACACACACACCUCGUUGCACCGACCGUUUAUCUGCUCUCGACCGCACCGAGAAAGGCCAACUGAGGAGGCCAAUCGUAUCUUUACUCGAGCUCUGGGACAUUGGUCCAUUGGUUCAUCAUAAUGAGUAAAAAUCAAGAAGCUAAUGAAUACAUUGGAGAACAGAUGAAGGAUUUUAGUAGCACGACAAAAAUAGCUCCAGCCAUCGGUAACUACCACGAGAAAGAUGAAUUAUAUGAUCCAUUUGAUCACAGAGAUAAAACAAACGCUACAUCCGAUGCUGGUUCGGCCACUCAUCUCAUCAAAUCGUCGCUUGGCACAGGUAUUUUAGCCAUGCCCAAUGCCAUAAAAAACGGAGGUUUACUCGUCGGCGGAAUUGGUACCAUACUCAUCGGCAUACUUUGCUCACAUUGCGUACACAUACUUGUCAAGUCUUCGCACGUACUAUGUCGCAGAACCAAGACUCCUGCCAUGACGUACGCUGAUACGGCAGCCGCAGCUUUCGAAAGUGGCCCUCUGCGAUUGAGAAAAUACUCAAACUUAGCUAGAAAUUUUGUCAAUUGGGCCUUGUGCGCUACCUACGUCAGUGGGGCCUGCGUUUACAUUGUUUUCAUAGCAACUGGUAUUAAACAGUUGGGAGACCAAUACACAGGCAUGAACAUUUCCAUCCGAACUUACAUGCUGUGCCUGAUACCAGCUGUUGUUUUACUUGGUCAAGUGAGAAAUCUACGAGUCCUUGUACCUUUCUCAGUUCUUGCAAAUUUAAGCCUUACUGUUGGUUUUGCUAUAACUCUUUACUACAUAUUUAACCAAAUUCAACCGAUGGAGAAAAUUCACUAUGUUACCACCUGGCAUCAGUUGCCAAAAUUUUUUGCAACGGUCAUUUUUGCUAUCGAAGGCAUUGGAACCGUAAUGCCAAUAGAAAAUAGUAUGGCUAAUCCAAGACAUUUUAUCGGAUGUCCUGGUGUAUUGAACAUCUCCAUGUCCGUUGUGAUCACACUUUAUGCUGCCAUGGGCGUUUUUGGUUAUUUAAGUUUUGGAGAAUGUGCUAAGGCCAGUAUCACCUUGAAUCUUCCGGAAGGCGAAAUUCUUGGUCAGCUGGUGCAAUUUCUAAUUUCUAUUGCUAUUCUACUGACUUACGGUCUACAGUUCUUCGUGCCUUUAGAAAUUAUUUGGAACUCGAUAAAGCACAAGUUUAGUCACAGAUGGGAGGUACUGGGUGAAACUGUUAUGAGAAUUUUCAUGGUCCUACUCACGGUGAGCGUGGCCAUGCUGGUGCCUGAUCUGGACCCCUUCAUUUCGCUUGUCGGUGCCGUUUUUUUUUCUGUGUUGGGAAUUUGUAUUCCAGCUAUCAUCGAAACCAUUUCUUGCUGGGAAGCUCAUCUCGGUGUAGGAUACUGGAGGCUCUGGAAAAAUGCUUUCCUCGUUCUUGUCUCAAUUUUUGCGCUCAUCGCUGGUAGUUGGAUCUCCAUAGAGCAAAUCAUUGAACUCUAUACUAAAUCUUCGCCAGCUUCAAGUAUUGCAACGUGUACACUGAAUAGAAGUGAGAUGAUAGUUUCAUCAACUAGUAAUGAAACGCUCAUCUCGACGACGCUGGACAUCGUCAACGGAACGAAAAUACUAUAAAUGAAAAAUUUUUAUUUGCUAUUAAGCAUAACUUGAGUAUUACUAGAAUAGUAGUUUAUAUAUGUAGUUAUAAUGAAAAAAGAAAUUGUAAAAUUAUGGACAAAAGUUUUAUGUAUCGACAAACUCUUUGCAUUAUUGUUUGAGUUAUAGUAAUGUAAUGCUUAAGCGCUCUGCACUUGGCUGCACUUGCUAAGUAAUUGUCGACGAAAUUUACAUUGUAUGUUUUAUAAUCAUUAUUGGACCAAUAAUUUUUACUCAGUUUAAGAAGAAGAUAAUUAAAAGUAGAUUUAUAAUAGAUCUCGGCAAACUUAUACAUAACUUGUUAUACAUUAGAAUGAAUUCAUAAAUGGCAUGUAUCAUAAUCGUUUCAUUAUCAUAUAUUAUGUACUUUUAGCCAACAUAUGAUAUGUUUGUUAGAAUUUCGAAAACAAUAUUUUCGUAGCAUUUAAUUUGUAUUGAGCAUUAGACAAUUGUUUUAAUAAUUGUUUAAAUCGAGAGUAUUAAAUUUUUAUUACGAUGUUUGAGAGUUUUUUUUAAUUCAAAUUUCUACACAUUGAUUUACUAAUUUGUAAUUUGAAUUGCUUUGUUUUUUCGAUAAAUAAAAGCAUUCAUAUAAUUUAAUUUAUAUGAAAUUUAUUUUUGAUGUAAAGCAUUAAUUUUUAGAUAAAAAUUAAGUAACCAUAAAACGUUAAGAAUAGAAUAUUACUGAUUUAGAGCGCAAAAAACUGGAAAUUGUUUCAUAUACCAGUGACCUGAAAAUUUUCGUCGAUACUUGAGAAUAGAACAUGAAAUUGAAAAUAUUUUUUUACCUCGAAAGUCAUAAAAUUAGGGGUCAAUUACAUAAUCUAGAUUAGAGUGUAAAAAGAAUGUAUUGAACAGUUUGAAUAAUGAUUUACACUUUAAACUCAUGUAUUGAACAUUAUUACAUUCGUUACUUUGUCGCUGUAUGAUAACUGUACUUAUUUUCGACGGAUCUAAAAAUUAAUUUGUUUUGCAGGAUUGGAUAUUUUUUUUCCGAAUAUUUCAUUCAUUGUAUAAAUGUUCAAGUUGCUUAGUAAAUUUUUCAAUUUGAUCAACUCAUCCUAAAAAUAUUUAGUAGGGUGACUGUACCGAUACCCGAACACUCUUGUUCAAUUUAAAUAAACAUUUAAACAAAUUUUAAAAUAAAUUAAAUGGUACGAUCGA